Messenger RNA from Gastrolobium bilobum, 2556 nucleotides. Its product is annotated as squamosa promoter-binding-like protein 11. Gene Ontology annotation, molecular function: DNA binding. The transcript is spliced from 5 exons. The record is from RefSeq and is a predicted model, not a curated record. Lineage: Eukaryota; Viridiplantae; Streptophyta; Magnoliopsida; Fabales; Fabaceae. Gene Ontology annotation, cellular component: nucleus. The coding region runs from base 1018 to 2370 and encodes 450 amino acids.
ACGGGUCAUACUCAGUUACUCACAGCAAACGCAAACUAUGAUAGGUCAUUUUCCUGGGACCCAUCAUGCAGCAUUCGAUGUAAAUCAUGUUAUUAUUGUAUUUGUUUUUGGGAUCUAGAUUGAUUGGUUUCCGGUAUUUAUGACUAUGGAGGGUUUUUGCCCUUAAUUCUGAAAGAAAACCAAGGCCUAACAUUGGCUCUGAUGCUAAUGUUUUUGUAGUUGGAAAUUAUGGUAUGUCUAUAUUUUAUCAUAUAUUGGGUUGUUUGUUGUGGGGUCUCAUUCAAUGACCGACUACUUCUGACAUUGCUGUGAUUAAUAUGAAUUAUUGGAAUUCAAGCUUCCAAUGUUGAAAGGGAAGUUUUGGUAACUUGCAGGAAGAAAUAAAACACAUCACAUCUAUAGGAGAAUCCCUUGCAGGUAUAGUUUAAGGAAUGAGAUGAAUGAAUUGCAAAAUGCUGCCCUUGUAAAUGGUAGUGGAGUCUAGAUUUUGAAAAUACUAGUAGUGCAGAUUGACUGGGUGGGAAGUUGGGGUGCAAUUAAAAUUUACCAGUACGAUAGAUAAAUGACUAAAUUUGUGGUAAAUGGUGGGGACUGAAUGAUAUAACCUAGGGAACUUUUACCACUAAACACAGCCGCCUAUCUGCCUGUCAACUCAUGGAUGGGAUUUGCAGAACAAUGUUGAUUUGUUAUGGUCUUUGUAAGAUUAAUCGAAUUUGCCUUUAGCAAUAAGUAAUAUACGUUGAUUAUUUUGAAAUUUGUGGCAGUUUCACACUUUAUAGAUGUCACUAGUAUUCUUAAUAUGUGUGUCUUUUUAUGGUUUCUCUACUGAAUACAUACAGAUAUUCUUGGUGCCUUUUGGUUUUUGCGAAUCAUUAAUCCAGUUUUCUGUGUGGUUUCUUUGGCUUGGUAAAUGUCUAUAAGAGCUUGUUUUACUUAUCUUGCUUCUAGAGAAACUAAAACAGUGGCAAUUUCAUUUGAAUUGUAGUUUGCAGAUUAUUGAAUAUCUGAGCUCCUCUGAUGGAGUGGAAUGCAAAGUCUUCCUCCCAGUGGGACUGGGAGCACCUAUUCUUCUUAAACUCAAGAGCAACAGAAAAUCCCAAAUUACAACCACCAAACUGGAGUGGUGAAGCAAACCAAGAAAUCAAAAUGGGGUUGUUCGAUACAUCUGGUGGCAGUGGUUGUUCUGAGUCUGAGCUAGUACACGCUUCUUCAUCAAGGAGCUCGAAAUCAGCUUCCAUCAAUUCGUCAUCAAAUAGGGAUAGUAAAACAUCUAUGUUCACUUUUGAAAGUUCCCAAGAUGAUUCCAGUGGCAAAAAAGAAUUAUCUAAAGAAGAACCAGUUGAAGCUUCUCAUGCUCUAGAACCCUUUUCUGUCACUGGUGAACCAUUGCUCACUCUAAAGCUAGGUAAACGGUUUUACUUUGAGGAUAUUUGCCCCGGAAGUGGUUCCAAGAACCUAUCUUUCUCUGGGGCUCCCAUGUCAUCUUUAAGUUCAGGAAAGAAAUGUAAGUCCAAAGGUCAGAACUUACCAUAUCCAUGCUGCCAGGUUGAAGGCUGCGGCCUUGACCUUUCAUCAGCUAAAGAUUACCAUCGCAGACAUAGAGUUUGUGAAAGUCAUUCCAAAUCCCCUAAGGUGGUUAUAGCUGGUUUGGAACUUCGAUUUUGCCAGCAAUGUAGCAGGUUCCAUGGUCUGUCAGAGUUUGAUGAAAAAAAGAGAAGCUGCAGACGACGUCUUUCAGAUCACAAUGCAAGGCGCCGUAAACCUCACCCUGAAGCCAUCCAAUUAAGUCAAUCAGCUUUGUCUUCCUCACCCUCUGAUGGGAGGCAACAAAUGAGUCCAUUCGCUUAUCCAAGGACUGCUACUAAUUUAACCUGGCAAGACAUACACAGCAACAACCUCCCCCAGACAAAAGAUUUUCUCAGGAAUCCUGCAAAAGCCAAUAAUGAGAUACCAAAUAUUGUCACUAUGUUUUCUGAUGACUCCAAUGCCCAUUUUACAUCCAAAGGCCUUGCAACCAAGAUUGUUAAUCCAGCAGGUGUGGAAGAUUCCAUUACCUUCACUGAUCCAAAUGCUACACAAGAUUUUCACCGUGCUCUCUCUCUUCUGUCAACCAAUUCAUGGGGUUCAUAUGAGACUAAGUCCAUUUCAAUAGAACACUCCAAUCACACAACUAGUACCGCUCAGACCAUAACACAUGCAAUGAGUCAGCGUUUACCUCUUGCUUCAUCCGACUGUUGGCAUGCAGAUCCACAAGACAAUUCCAGCAUGUGGAUCUCGUACUCAAACUGUGAUGACAACAAUCGCUUUCACGAAUUUCAACUGUUCAGAGAACCUUAUGAAUCUGGUUUUCCUUACGACCAGUUGGAUUAAACAUGAAUGCUCUCAUACUUAAUAGUUUCAACCUGAUGAAUUUACAUAUAAGGUUUAUAGUUUGCAACCAUCCGAAUAUGCUACAAGCACGAGACUAUUCUGAGAAUAUGUUGUGUAGACAGAAUGGUAAGUGACAAAUUAAUAUGGUAAAAUUUUAUGGAUGGGUUAAUUUUCACUCUAUGUUUA